CUGAGAGCGGAUGCUGGAGAAGGAUAAGCAGGCACAGGUUUCCUAACUUCUGUUUCUGUGUGCGGAACUUGAAACAGAGCGAUCGAGAUGCGUGGCCUGUUUUCUACCAUCUUUCUGCUCCUCGUGGCCUUGACGAUUGUCACUACAGAGGCUGGAAAAAACAGGAAAGGUAAAGGAUGGAAAGGGGUCUCUGACUGUACAGACUGGCGUUUUGGGAACUGUGUGGCUAAUAAUGGAGAUUGUGGAAGUGGUGUGAGGGAGGGGACGUGCAAUGAUCAGACCAAGAAGCUGAAGUGUAAAGUGCCCUGCAACUGGAAGAAGGAGUUUGGUGCUGACUGCAAGUACAAGUUUGGUACUUGGGGUGAGUGUGACAAUUCUACAGGCUUGAAAAGUCGCUCUGGCACCCUAGUGAAGACUCUCUAUGAUGCUGAGUGUCAGCCUGUCAUUAUGGCCUCCAAACCCUGCUCAACCAAGAACAAAGCCAAAUCCAAAGGAAAGAAAGGAAAAAGAAACUAGAAAAAGGAGACAUCCAGCAAUGGAAGUGUGAAGACCAGUCCCCCCAAAUCCCAGCCUUUCAAUAUUCUAGCUCUCUGAAUCCCUCACCUUUUUUUUUCUGUCUCUGUUGAUAUGGCAUACACUAGACACCUUUCUUCUCCAUACUGUAUUUACAGUCCUAGAGCACAGGAAUGUGGCUACUGUGAUAUGACUGACAGAUAUUGUAUGGCAUCGCUGUUCCACAAAGUAGAAUGAAACGCUGAUGUUUGGAAGAAAAUAAUCCUUUGGCUCUUUGUAGAAGACAGAAAGAUUACACACACUGUCAAAAGCUCAUAGUUCACACCUGAUGCAAGAACUGCACACACAUGC
Messenger RNA from Neoarius graeffei (lesser salmon catfish), 864 nucleotides. It is a transcript of the gene mdka, whose product is annotated as midkine a. NCBI's taxonomy places the organism in Eukaryota, Metazoa, Chordata, Actinopteri, Siluriformes, Ariidae. The record is from RefSeq and is a predicted model, not a curated record. The transcript has 5 exons. Gene Ontology annotation, molecular function: growth factor activity. The coding region runs from base 88 to 516 and encodes 142 amino acids.